This is a messenger RNA of Zootoca vivipara (common lizard), 2031 nucleotides long. It is a transcript of the gene DDX43, whose product is annotated as DEAD-box helicase 43. Gene Ontology annotation, molecular function: ATP binding; RNA helicase activity; RNA binding. Lineage: Eukaryota; Metazoa; Chordata; Lepidosauria; Squamata; Lacertidae. The record is from RefSeq and is a predicted model, not a curated record.
AUGUCCGACUGGGAGGCAGAAAGUGAGGAUGACGAGGCCCGCCAAGCUCCCGCCAAGCCCUCUGCGGCCGAGUGGCGCCCGGUGACGGCGAGGGCUAGUGGGAAACGUGGCUCCGCGGGAAAAGACGACGAGGAGGAAAGAGGCAGUGGCGGGAGGAAAUGGGGUUCGCGGCCGGCGCCUUCCCGCGAGCCGUGGCAGUCGGGGCACUUGGAGUACCGGGCCCGAGGCCCCUUCCGAGGGGCGGGCAAGGAGCGUGCCGGGUCGCCGCCGCUGUGCUUCCACCUGGAUAACUCGCUCGUGGGCACCCUCAUAGGUCGAAGUGGAAGUAAAAUAAAAGAGCUUCAGGAAUCAUCAGGUUGUAAAAUACAGGUUGUAAAGGGCAAUUAUGAAGCUGAAAUAAAGAUAUUUGGUGGUAAUGAUAAGCAAACGAAAGCCAAAAUGAUGAUUGAUGAUCUUAUUGAGAGGUGCAGCCAAAGCAAUGCCGGAGAAAGGUAUGUUAAAGAUUGCUUUAAACACCAAGAUUUUGGAACGACUCGUUAUGAAGAAAGUCGUUCCGGUGCUUUGAAGUCGGGAUACAGUAAUCCAAAGCAAUCCAUUAACUGGGCCUCCCUUCGAGAAAAUAAAGCUAAAUAUGAAGCUAUGAAGUGGGCUGAUUUGCCUCCAAUUGAAAAAUGUUUUUACAAAGAAUCUCUAAAGGUUGCUUCAAUGUCACAAGAAGAAGCUGAUAGGUGGAGAAAAGAAAAUAAUAAUAUCACAUGUGAUGACCUGAAAGAUAAUGAAAAGCGUCACAUUCCCAAUCCUAUUUGUAUAUUUGAAGAUGCCUUUAUGCAUUAUCCUGACAUUAUGGCAAAUAUAAAGAAAGUUGGCUUUCAGAAGCCUACCCCAAUUCAGUCACAGGCUUGGCCAAUAAUACUUCAAGGAUUUGAUCUCAUUGGAAUAGCGCAGACUGGUACUGGAAAGACGUUGGCUUAUCUAAUGCCUGGGUUCAUUCACUUGGAUUUGCAGCCAAUACCUAGAGAAAAACGUGGUGGACCAGGUAUGUUGGUUCUCACUCCCACUCGAGAACUGGCUCUUCAAGUUGAGGCAGAGUGCUCAAAAUAUUCCUAUAAAGGAAUUAAAAGCAUUUGCAUAUAUGGUGGCGGAGACCGGAAGGGGCAGAUCAGCCUGGUUACCAAAGGUGUGGACAUUGUUAUAGCUACGCCAGGUAGAUUGAAUGACCUCCAAAUGAACAACUUCAUAAAUCUGAGGAGCAUAACAUACCUGGUGUUGGAUGAAGCUGAUAGAAUGCUAGAUAUGGGUUUUGAGCCUCAAAUAAUGAAGAUUUUAUUAGACAUACGCCCUGAUAGGCAAACAGUUAUGACCAGUGCUACAUGGCCAGAUGGUGUCCGCCGUCUUGCAAAAUCAUAUUUGAAAGAUCCUAUGAUUGUGUAUGUUGGUACUCUUGAUCUAGCGGCAGUAAAUACAGUGGAACAGAAAAUUGUUAUUAUUCCAGAAGAAGAAAAAAGAGCUUUUACACGUUACUUCAUUGACACUAUGAAGUCUGAAGACAAAGUCAUCAUUUUUGUGGGAAAGAAGCUUACUGCCGAUGACCUAUCAAGUGAUUUUGGUCUUCAGGGAAUUCCUGUCCAGUCCUUACAUGGCAAUAGAGAACAAUGUGAUCGUGAACAGGCUUUAGACGACUUCAAGAAAGGCAGAGUUCGCAUACUGAUAGCAACUGACUUGGCCUCCCGUGGACUUGAUGUGCAUGAUAUCACUCAUGUCUUUAAUUUUGACUUCCCUCGCAACAUUGAAGAGUAUGUUCAUAGAGUAGGCCGUACUGGACGUGCAGGCCGCACAGGGGAAGCUGUAACCCUUGUGACCAGGAAUGACUGGCGGAAUGCAUCUGAAUUGAUUGACAUUUUGGAAAGAGGAAACCAGGUAAUUCCCGAAGAACUUAUUUCAAUGGCUGAAAGAUACAAGCAGUUUCAGUUGAAAAAAGAAAUGGAGAAAGAUAUGGGGAGGCCACGUGGGAGAUCUCGAAGGGGUUUUUAA